Molecule: messenger RNA, 474 nt
Organism: Triticum turgidum subsp. durum (durum wheat)
Lineage: Eukaryota; Viridiplantae; Streptophyta; Magnoliopsida; Poales; Poaceae
Source: the annotation of a GenBank genome assembly
AUGAUGCUGGCAAGCAGAUACUUGUUGACUGGAACUGAGAAAUGCACACUAAGAUGCCUCUUGUUUUGUCAUCUAUGUCAGGUCUUUGAUGAGAUUCGAAAGGAGCACUGGUACAAGCCUAGGUUGUUCUGGUAUGUUGAUCUUAUUACAGUGCUUGCUAGGAAAGGAUUGAGGUCCGAGGUUGGCAAAGCCUGUUCGUAUCUGAAGAGGGAACAAUUGGAACCUGACACGGAUGGUUUCAAUCUGCUUCUGAAGACACUCUUAGAUGCUGAGUUCACACAAUUAACAAUGGACUGCUUCCGUCUUAUGAAACUAUGGGACACGGAACCUGACAGGACAACAUACAUAACACUUGUCAAGGGUCUUGAAUCCCUAGGAGAGAUGGAUCUAUCUGCUAAGAUGAGGUUGGAAGCAGAAAGUGACUAUGGUGCCCUCUGGGACUUCUUUGACGAAGAGGAGACGACUGAGACUUGA